AGUUACGAUUCUUGCCACAGAGUGUGGAAUUGUAAUUUCUUUCCGUCAUUUGAAAAGGCUGCUCAGACAGCAUGGCCUGUCAAGGAGAAAAAACUACAGUGACAUCGGUGAGGUUGUAGACUUUAUUCUAAAGCAGGUCGAGGGAUCGGGUCGUCUGCAUGGCUACCGAUGGAUGUUUGAAAAAUGUCGGGCACAUCAUAUCAAUUGUAAAAAGGAAGAUGUAAGGAUAAUCCUUGGAGUUGUCGACCCAGAAGGGACAACUCAGAGGAGAAGGAGAAGACUGAGGCGACGUCAGUAUUCAUCCAAAGGGCCAAACUUUUUGUGGCAUCUGGACAGCUACGACAAACUGAAAGCAUUUGGAAUAUGCAUUAAUGGCUGCAUCGAUGGGUUUUCCAGGAAAAUAAUGUGGAUGAACGCCUACCACACUUCAUCAGACCCGAAGGUGAUUGGAGGGUACUACAUAGAAAAGGUGUCAGACAUCGGAGGAUGUCCAUCUGUUGUACGUGGGGAUCUAGGUACCGAGAAUGGAUAUGUGCGUGACUUUCAAAGGUUCUUCCGUGAGGACGACGAAGAUGGCAUGGCGGGCAUUCGCAGUUAUCUAGAAGGUCCAAGCACAGCCAAUCAAAGGAUCGAGUACUGGUGGUCCUUCCUUCGAAGGGAGUGCAUGGAAUUUUGGAUCUAUUUUUUUCGCGAUUUGCAAGAUGACGGUGAUUUCAAUGGCAAUUUCGUAGAUGUCAAUCUCCUACGGUUUUGUUUCUUACAUCUUAUCCAGGCUGAGCUUGAUGAAGUGGUAGAUGUAUGGGAUCGGCAUCUCAUUAGACCAUCGAGGAACAUCCAAGCUCCUAGCGGCCGCCCAAACAUUAUGUUCAACUUGCCGUCUUUGUACACUACAAGAGAUUAUCUGCAUGGUGUGAGCCAGGAACGUAUGCAAGCAUGCAAAGAGGAAUGUGUUUUCAGAAAAACAAUACCAUGUGAUGAAGACAUCUUUGAGCUCUGUUGCAUCGUGAUGAAUGAAGUUGGGUACGAGUAUCCAAGAGACCGACACGGUGCUCGACUUCUUUAUGUAGCUCUUCGACCCAACGAUGCCAACGUUGUGAGUUUGGCAUGCUACCAACGAGCCAACGAUGCCAAUGUUGUAAGAUUGGCAUGCUACCAACGAGCCAACGAUGCCAACGUUGUGAGUUUGGCAUGCUGCCAACGAGCCAACGAUGCCAAUGUUGUAAGAUUGGCUUGCUACCAACGAGCCAACGAUGCCAACGUUGUGAGUUUGGCAUGCUACCAACGAGCCAACGAUGCCAACGUUGUGAGUUUGACAUGCUACCAACGAGCCGACGAUGCCAACGAUGUGAGUUUGGCCUGCUGCCAACGAGCCAACGAUGCCAACGUUCUAAGUUUGGCAUGCUGCCAUCGAGCCAACGAUGCCAACGAUGUGAGUUUGGCAUGCUACCAACGAGCCAACGAUGCCAACGAUGUGAGUUUGGCCUGCUGCCAACGAGCCAACGAUGCCACGUUGUGA
Lytechinus pictus (painted urchin) is the source of this 1516-nucleotide messenger RNA. RefSeq lists its product as uncharacterized. Bases 173 to 1516 code for a protein of 447 amino acids. The record is from RefSeq and is a predicted model, not a curated record. NCBI's taxonomy places the organism in Eukaryota, Metazoa, Echinodermata, Echinoidea, Temnopleuroida, Toxopneustidae. The transcript has 3 exons.